Pseudocercospora fijiensis CIRAD86 is the source of this 1667-nucleotide messenger RNA. RefSeq lists its product as uncharacterized. The transcript is spliced from 2 exons. Gene Ontology annotation, biological process: oxalate metabolic process. NCBI's taxonomy places the organism in Eukaryota, Fungi, Ascomycota, Dothideomycetes, Mycosphaerellales, Mycosphaerellaceae. The coding region runs from base 35 to 1564 and encodes 509 amino acids. The record is from RefSeq and is a predicted model, not a curated record.
CUCUACCACACCUUUCAAUCAGAGUCUUCCAAGCAUGGCUCAUCGAUAUCUGAUCUUUGCAACACUCGUGCCGCUUAGUUUCGCGGCACCAAGACCACAGCCACCACCAGACGUUUGGCAUCGUGAAAAGCGACAAGAAGGUGGAACGGGUGCACCGCCAGCAUGGGCUGGACUUGAUGUACCUACAGCGACAGCAUUUGGUCCACCAGGUGCGAGCGGAGCUCAACGAGGAUCAAAGAGUUUGAUUGGGUACAAUCCUGCAAACCCAGUAGACACUUCGCUCCCAGCAACAGUCCCCGAAGACCAAUUUCAGCUCGCAGCAGGACAGUCCGAGGACGCAGACCUUGGUCUUUACUUGGACCUCGCCUCAGUCGAGAAUCCCCAGCCCAUCCGAGGUGGCACCAACUCGCCUACCGAUCCUGGUCCACGUAAUCGACAGCUCGAGAAGCAGAAUCCGGAUCUUUACGCGCCACCUGGCACAGACUCAGGCGAUGUUCCUAAUGCAAAAUGGCCCCUCGCUCUCUCACACAACAGACAUGGUAAAGAGGCAGCUGGCUGGGCACGUCAGCAGAAUGUGGAGCAAUUGCCCAUCGCCACUGAGAUGGCUGGUGUUGACAUGAUGCUCGAGCCUAAUGCCUACCGAGAACUUCACUGGCAUCAGGCAAAUGAGUGGUCGCUCAUGCUGAAUGGCUCUGUCCGCGUGACGUCCGUCAACGAAGCAGGUCAGACCUUUACCGAUGAUCUCCAAGCCGGUGACGUGUGGUUCUUCCCUGCCGGCGUCCCGCAUUCGAUCCAGGCUCACGGGGACGGCUGCGAGUUCCUUCUCGUCUUCGACAGCGGCGAGUUCAGCGAAGACAACACCUUCCUCGUCUCCGAGCUCUUUGAAAGAAAUCCGAAAUCCGUGCUCGCCAAAGACCUUCGAGUCGACACAAGCGCGUUCGACAAUAUUCCUGAGGGCCAGCUUUACAUCUUCCCUGGCACACCUGCGCCAGCCAACAUCUCUGAGCAGAAUGUCACUGGUCCGGCCGGCAUCAUUCCACAGGAAGUGAGUUACAGCUACCAUUUCUCUCAGCAGGAACCCUAUACCGUCCCAGGCGGCAGCGUCAAAAUCUUGGACUCUGUAACAUUCCCAAUCGCGAAGGACUUUGCCGUAGCGCUGUUCACGGUUAAGCCAGGAGCCAUGCGUGAGCUGCAUUGGCAUACAACUUCCGACGAAUGGGAUUAUAUCAUCGCUGGACAAGGUCGGUUGACAGUAUACCAGGCUCCGCAGAGUUCCAGCACUUUCAAUUUCCAGGCUGGUGAUACGGGAUAUGUGCCGGUGACUACAGCUCAUUAUCUUGAGAAUACUGGAAAUACUGAUCUGAUCUACCUUGAGGUGCUCCAAGCCCCGGCGUAUAACGAUAUUUCGGUCGCACAAUGGCUCGGUCUCACUCCAAAGCAGAUUGUCAAGGAUCAUUUGGGCUUUUCGGAGGAUACUUUGAAUAGGUUGCCCAAGGUCAAGCCUUUCAUUUUGCCUGGUGAUACGAAUUUGACGCAGACGAACUUCACGAGCGAGGCGGAGUAAAUCGAGCAUAGAGUAGAGAUGAUGAUGAGGGUGGACUGUCUCUUGUGGAUUAGCGAUAUCUUUUCCAAUGCAAUUCCGACUUGAGUUUCUUUUAUGGGAGUCU